AUGUUCACCAAACGAACCCUGGCCCUGGCUUUAGUUGCCUGGCUCACUCCUGCCUCCGCAAGCCAGACAUUCCCUGUCCGCGCCGUACAAGAGAUCAACGAAGAAGCCACUGCUCAAGCUCACCAAAGGGAUGAAACGGCGACCCGGGCCUUCUCGGAUAUCCAAAUUCAGACAUCAGAUGGGCGGUGUCUCUUUGUCGACCCCCUAUCAGGGGACUUUCGAGCCAACCUGACGCCGGUCCAGGUUGCAGAAUGCGGAAGCACUGACGGCCAGGGCUGGGAUGUCAUCACCGAAGGCAUCCACAAUGAUCGGCCGGGGGCGACGCUGGUCGUGAACACGCUCACACAAGCUUGCUUGAACUUCGACGGCCGGGGUGGUCGAGUCAACCUUUUCUCGUGCGGUGGACGGGCGGGGGGCGGCGGUGGGGUGACGGACUCGCAGCUAUUCGCUUAUGAGGGCGGCAACGAGCCCCUGGCCUUCCGGCCCCAGAACGGUGAAGGCCAGUGCCUUGCGGUGGAGGGCGAUGCGCUGACGAUUUCUGACUGCGCGGGAGGGGAGGCGUCGCAGACGUUUACUUUUGCAUCAGAAGCGUCAGAGGCUUCUACCCCUCAGCCUACCCCUGAACCAGCUGUCCCUGAAGCUUCAGAGCCUCCCACCGUUACGGAAGCGCCUGCUGAUCCGACGGAUAGCGCCCCGACGGAGCGCAUUCCCGUGUCGCGGGCGGGAGGCUUCCUGAAUCCUACAGCAGCGGCCGAGGCCCACCGAUUCGACAGGACGGCGACUCGGCCGGUGCAAUACGUCUCGAUCCGGGCAUCCACGGGCCAGUGCGUUUCGGUGGACCCAACGGCAGGGGACUUCCGACAGAAUGUGAUCCCGCUGGAGCUGGUGCGGUGCGGAGGCCGCGUGAACGAGAAGUUCGACCUGAUCACGGCGGGGCGGAACAACAACGGGUCGGUGAAGGGCGGGGCCCUGGUGACGAGCGUGUUGACGAAUGGGUGCGUGAGUACGGACGGAAGGCGCGCGGCGGACGACAACGUCACGCUCUUUUCGUGCGGCGGGCGGGCCGGAGGAGAAGGGGAGACGGACGCCGGGCAACUGGUCAGGAUUGAUCUGGACAGCGACGAAUUUGUGUGGAAGCCUGCCAACGGGGGCGAAGACCGGUGUAUCGUUCCUGGGGACGGGAGACUGGUGCUGGGCCCUUGCGGCGAGGAAGCGACAUUCACUAUUAUUCACGUCGGCCCUGAUGCCUAA
Messenger RNA from Sodiomyces alkalinus F11, 1251 nucleotides. RefSeq lists its product as hypothetical. The transcript is spliced from 4 exons. Lineage: Eukaryota; Fungi; Ascomycota; Sordariomycetes; Glomerellales; Plectosphaerellaceae. The record is from RefSeq and is a predicted model, not a curated record. The coding region runs from base 1 to 1251 and encodes 416 amino acids.